CGCAAAUUUCAACCAGUUAAUAAGCUCUCACGCCGCACCGUGCGUUUCUCAUGCCAAGAAGUAAGGGAUAACUUGUCCCGCAAUAUAUUGUUCAUGGACGAGGCGCAGGCUUGCAGAGGUGAUUCACACAUUCAUUCUGGGUGGUAUGUUUGACAAGGAAACAAAAUCUCCGACCCUGAAAACAAGUUUGGCGUCUCUUCAUGGUUAUUUCCAGAGACGUAAAGAAGAAGACGUAGUGUCUGGAUGAGCCAUAUACAGUAAUUGCCUUUUGUUCUGAAGAAAUAUGUUGAAGUAAUUUUGACUGACAUACAUCAGCGAGCAGCAUGGCUGGUCAAGGACAAAUAUUAAAGCACUACAUAGGAAUCAUCAUAGCUGUCCUGUUGACCCAUGAAUGUGUUGUGGAAAUGUUUGAUUUCCCGGAAACAAGUAUAGAUUUACAGUUCAGCAACAUAAAUGGGCAACUGAAUUAUAGUCCAAGACACAUAGAACAAUUAGAGUUGGUUGUUGAAGUGAAUGUAGUGGUGAUUGAACAGAUCAGAGUGUUGUUGGCCUCCAUCACGUUUCCUCUUCAUCUGGACAACAGCACUGAAAUCACUGCUGCGAACAUUACAACAGUGUGCCAACCAAAUGUGACCGACUACCAGUGCGUAUGUGAAGAUGGUUAUGCAUGGUCAUACAACAACUGUCAGACAUAUAAUGCCUGUGACCGCAUCAGUUUUGGCUCUUGUGGAUGUAUCAGUGGUAUUCCCAGUGAUGGAGAGAUCUGUGUGCUGGAGAGUGAACUGCCCUUCACAGACUUCUUGUUUGAAAUUGAGAUGGAAUCAUCAAGCAUCUCUGUGAUUGAUGAGAUGAGGCAAUAUCUGCAGAACAUCACCUUUCCACUUCAGCUAGAUGCGAUGGUUAAAGUAUUACAUGCGGACAUCACAACAGUGUGCAAGUUUAAUGGCAGUAGAUACAAGUGCAUAUGUGAGGACCAUUAUUUCUGGCCGUGUAAUAAAUGCAAAGAAUAUGGGAGCUGUGACAACAACACUAACAGCACAUGCAGCUGCAUCAAUGAUGUUCCAAGGGACAGACAGUUCUGUCAAACAAUCAACGAUAUAACAAAUAACACAGCAUUUGGGCAGCCACUAUCAGUACUACCUUCUGACUACAUGAUUGACAUUGAUGUGAGAUUCUUUGACUUGUUCCUGGUAACCUACUUAAGGAAUCUCUUCACAAACAUCAGCCUUCCGCUCACUUUGAGCAACAGCAUAAGUGUCACAGAUAUCGACGUGACUGCUGUGUGUGUGUUAAAUAGAACAGAAUAUGAGUGCAAGUGUGAGGAGAAUCAUGUUUGGCCCAAUGACACCUGCAGGGCCUAUCAGGUGUGUGAUGGCAUUGUGGGAGGCACUUGUGGAUGUAUUCAAGCUCUCCCUUCAGAGGGUCCACUUUGCCAGAGAGAUAUAAAUGAGUGUCUGUUCAGUCCAUCUGUAUGUGGUCCAAAUUCCAUCUGCACAAAUCAGCUGGGAAGUUACAAUUGCUCAUGUCUGAAUGGAUUCACUGCAACAGUUUCAAGUCUCCCCAUCAGCAACAAUAACACAUGUACAGAUGUGCAUGAAUGUCUUGAGACACUGGAGGUCUGUGGUCCAAACUCUCGUUGCAUCAACUCAACUGGGAGUUACAACUGUUCCUGCUUGAGUGGAUUUACUGUAACAAAUAGGAGUCAGCCAGUCAGCACCAGUAACCCAUGCAAUGAUAUAAAUGAAUGUCUGUUCAGUCCAUCUGUAUGUGGUCCAAAUGCCAACUGCACAAAUGAAAUGGGAAGUUACAAUUGCUCAUGUUUGAAUGGAUUCACUGCACCAAUCUCAAGUCUUCCCAUCAGCAUCAAUAACACAUGUACAGUAGCUCUACCUUUGACUGAAUAUCUUACUGAAAUUCAGAUCAAUAGCAUGGACAGUAGUAUCACUGAUCAGCUGUGGAACCUCCUGAUGUCUUUCAGUUUGCCCUACACAAUCAGUGACAGCACUAACAUUACAGAAAUCAACAUAACUACUGUGUGUUCUUUGAAUGAAGCACAGUAUCAGUGUAAAUGUGAGGAUCUGUUUGUUUGGCCGAAGGACACGUGUCACUCAUAUGAGGCCUGUGAUGUCAUCACUGAUGGUUCAUGUACAUGUAUCAAUGCCCUUCCAACUGACGGACAGUUCUGCCAAUUACUACCUUCAAAAUAUGUGAUUGACAUUGAUGUGAGAUUCUUUGACUUGUUCCUGGCGGACUACUUACGGAAUCUCGUCAAAAACAUCAGCCUGCCUUUGACUCUGAGAAACAGCAUUAUUAUCACAGAUAUCGACAUGACUACUGUGUGUGGAUUAAAUGGAACAGAAUAUGAGUGCAAGUGUGAGGAGAAUCAUGUUUGGCCCAGUGACACCUGCAGCGCCUAUCAGGUGUGUGAUGGCAUUGUGGGAGGAACUUGUGGAUGUAUUCAAGCUCUCCCUUCAGAGGAUCCACUUUGCCAGAGAGACAUCAAUGAAUGUGAAGAUGCAGUGUCAGUGUGUGGUCAAUACUCAGAUUGUAUUAACAUCAUUGGGAGUCACAUGUGUUCAUGCUGGAGUGGAUUUAAUACCUCCAAUAAAGACAGUCCUGUGAGCCACAGCAACUCAUGUCAGGAUAUAAAUGAAUGUUUGUUCAGUCCAUCUGUAUGUGGUCCAAAUUCAAUCUGCACAAACCAGGUGGGAAGUUACAGUUGCUCAUGUUUGAAUGGAUUCACUACAACAAACUCAAGCCCCAUCAGCAUCAGUAACACAUGUACAGAUAUAAAUGAAUGUCUGUUCAGUCCAUCUGUAUGUGGUCCAAAUGCCAAAUGCACAAAUAAAAUGGGAAGUUACAGUUGCUCAUGUUUGAAUGGAUUCACUACAGCAAACUCAAGUCUCCCCAUCAGCAUCAGUAACACAUGUACAGUCUCUUUGCCACCAGUAACAUCACCAACUUCUACUAUUAUUCCUCCUCUUACUACUACUACAACAACUCCUUCUACUACUAGUACUACUACUGCUACUACUGCUGCAACUACUGCUACUACUACUUCUAUAACUGCUACUCUAAAUACUGCUGCAGCUACAACAAAAGUUCUUAAAAUGUCAAUGAGAAUAAAUAAACAGUUUGAUACCAGUCUCAACAGCCCCAAAGAAGAGAUGUACCAAACAUAUGCAAACGCUAUUAAGUCAGCAAUUGAAGACAGUUACAAAAUGAUGUCUAUCUACAUUAACAAUUCAGCCAAAGUCACUAAAUUCAGGCCUGGUAGCAUUAUAGCAGACUAUGAAAUUAUUGUCAUAAUCAACAUCCUCAGCAGUCCCAGUGGCGCCAACAGCAAUGAUUUUGAAUUGGCACAUAGACAGGUUUUCAACACUCUUGUGAAUUUAGGAAUUCCUGUAGCUCUAAAGGCUUUUUCUGAAAGUGAACAAAAGAACCUGUCCGUUGUGGAAAAAUUUUAUCCCUUUCAAAAGAUGGAACUGAGAUGUGUAUACCCAGAGUCUGUUAAGGGCAAUAUGAAAUGGACAGUAAAUGACCAAGAUCCUAUAGACACUGUUAGAUACUAUACUUCACCUGAUGGUAGCACUUUCAUUGUGAACAAUGCUACUGAGAAAGAUAAUGGUAGAUACUCGUGUAUAAUAGAAAGGGACACCAUACCUUACAUACAGUGGCAAACUAUCAUUCUUGAAGAACGUCCCAAUAUUAUAGUGGGUAAAAAUGAAAUAAAAUUUCAAUGUGUGGACAAGCUUGUCUCACUGACAUGCUGUGAAGCAAAAUAUGAUGUGGAGUGGAGUGGAUUUACUUCAAAAUAUGAUGAAGUGACACCUCAAGUUAAUGGAUGCACCACACUAAAACAUAAAAUAAUGAAUGGAAAUUGUGAGAAUGAAAUCUUUAAAUGCCGACUCAAGGACCCGGUACUGAAAGAUUUCAGUUAUGGCUGGAAAAGCGUCACAGUUCAGAAAGAAAAAGGAGAAUUUAGCUGUAAAAAUGACACACUUGGAGUUGGAAAUGAAAAUCAAUUUGUGACAGGACCCUGUGAAAAAAAUUGGGAUGGCAGUAUAACCUAUCAGUGUACAUCAGGUAUCUGGAAGGAGGUCAGAAGGGACUGUAUACUUCAAGUUAUCAGUGACCUUAAAAGAGAAGUUGAGUUCUUGAUCGUGGAGCAGAUACCAGAGUUUAUGGCUCAGCUCAGUAGUGCUACAAUGCAGAACAACCAUUUAAUAACACAGUCUGUUCUGACUAUCCAAACAAUUGUAGGGAUACUCAUAAACAUUGCUACUAUUUCACAAAACAUUAUCAUCAGUAAGCCUGUGAUGGACGAUUUCCUUAAAACAGUGGAUAUCCUUGUUUCAGAUAAAGCUGCUGCAUUAUGGCAAAAUUUGACAAAAGAAAACACCAGCAUUUCACUUCUGAGCGCUAUUGAGAAUGUAACAGCCCGUCUCUCAGAUGCCAAUUUUACGAUUACUGAAACAUCCAUUGAGUUAAAUAGAACUGUAAUAAAGAACUCAUAUAGUGGGAAAUCAAACCUGCCAAACUCAACUACUGAGAUUCUGAUACCACAGGUUCUUAAAACAACUUCCUUAACCAUUAUUGUCUUUACAAAUCUUGGCAAAGUCCUACCUAGACAUAAUAGUGGCAAUCUAGUUUCCAACAUCAAUGGAGAUGUGGUUGUUGUUAAGGUUAAUGAAACACUUAACAACAUUUCUUUUACAUUUGACAUUACUAAUCAGUCUCUGGGAAAUCCAGAGUGUGUCUUUUGGAACUUCAAUCUCAACACAUGGGACUCCACUGGAUGUGAAGCAAAGCCCUCAGGAAACGAAACUGGCAAGAUUACAUGUGAAUGCAACCACACAACCUCUUUUUCAAUAUUAAUGUCACCGUUUUCCAUUGAUCACAUACCCUUAGCCUUUAUAACUUACAUUGGUGUAACUAUUUCGAUGGUCAGCUUAAUUAUAUGCCUAAUUAUUGAGACUAUCGUUUGGAAGUCAGUGACAAGAAAUGACACAUCCUACAUGCGACAUGUCUCCAUAGUCAACAUUGCUGUGUCCCUGUUGAUCGCAAACAUCUGUUUUAUUGUUGGAGCUGCAAUCGCAGAACAAGAACAGCCAACCUCAGUGGGUCGCUGCAGUCCAGUGGUUUUCUUCAUGCACUUUUUUUACCUGGCUCUUUUCUUCUGGAUGUUAAUUUCAGCGCUGUUGCUCUUUUAACGUACAGUCAUGGUCUUGUCUCCAAUGUCAAGGGACAAAAUGAUGGUCAUUGCCUUCAUAGUCAGUUAUGGUGCACCUUUGCUCAUAGCGGUCAUCACUGUCGCAUCAACAGCUGGACCUCAAAAUUAUACUUCAAAAAGAAAUGCAUGCUGGCUGAACUGGUUUGAAUCAAAGGCCCUGCUGGCAUUUGUGAUUCCAGCUCUCACUAUUGUAGCCAUAAACCUUGUGGUUUUGAUUGCGGUUCUGUACAAGAUGUUGAGGAGAGGAGAUGGUGCUGCAACUCAACCAGAUGAGAAACAUGCCCUGAUGUUCAUUGCCAGAUGUGUGGCCAUUUUGACUCCUAUUUUUGGUCUAACAUGGGGGUUUGGAAUUGGAAAGAUGGUGUCACAAGAUUUAGGCAUUCAUGUGGUGUUUGCACUCCUCAAUUCACUGCAGGGAUUCUUUAUUUUAGUGUUUGGAACACUUUUAGACAGCAAGAUCCGUGAGGCUCUGGCAGGAAGGCUGUCACCAAGGAACAGCUCUAACCAUACCAGGAAUACUAAUGCAGAGCCAUCAUUUUAUAGCAGACUGGGUAUCUUUCGAAGGAGAAAUGUGUACCACUUAUCUACAAUCAGCGUUUUCUCAACUUCAUCUUCAAACAGCUCCAGUGGCUCUGAUACUUUUAUGAAUACUUAAUCAGCUACUUCAUUAACUAUUUAACAAGUUUUCUAAACUGCAUCUAUGUGUAAACUGCACUAUUAGUUAACAAUUUCUAGGAAGUACUGUUUCUAUGUUCUUAAGUAAUACAAAUGACUUACUAUCUACAGAUCUAAUAUUUAAUUAAGACAACAUUUUAUAUAUAAUGCAACAAUUGGCAUGAUUCCAUGCACUUUAAUUUAUAACAGAAAAAUAUAUUAAUAAUACAGGUCUAGAGAAGCUUUAUGUGUUUUUCUUGCCAUUUUAAAUAAUCAGAUUUGUUGUCAAGUUGCUGGUAUUACAUUUAUCAUACUGUUCUGUGAUUAUUAAUAUUAUUAUAAUAAUAAUAAUAAUAAUAAUAAUAAUAAUAAU
Messenger RNA from Labeo rohita (rohu), 6260 nucleotides. Its product is annotated as adhesion G protein-coupled receptor F5-like. The transcript has 36 exons. The record is from RefSeq and is a predicted model, not a curated record. Gene Ontology annotation, molecular function: calcium ion binding; G protein-coupled receptor activity. Gene Ontology annotation, cellular component: membrane. Gene Ontology annotation, biological process: cell surface receptor signaling pathway; G protein-coupled receptor signaling pathway. NCBI's taxonomy places the organism in Eukaryota, Metazoa, Chordata, Actinopteri, Cypriniformes, Cyprinidae.